AUGGAGGUCUCAAAGUACAGCCAUCAGCGCCAAUCCUUACUUGAUGCCAUCCAUCGCUUCAACACAGCUACAACCAUAAUGGACGAAACUAUUAUGGUGCCUAGCAUGCUGCAGGACAUGAUUCCAGAGAGAGAGGAAAAUGAAGAUCAUUCCAAGUCUACAGAAAUUAUUGAGCACAAUAACCUGUAUGAUUCAUAUAUUCUACUUAAAUCUCUGAGACAUGAUAUGAAGUGGGGGAUCAAUCAAGCAUGCAAGUCUACAGAGGAGCAGUGUGCUGAGGAAGAAACUGGUGACCUCGUAGAACAAUUUCAACAUCACUUUCGGGGUCUCCUGUCUGUCCUUACGAAGCUCACCAAAAAGGCGAAUCUUCUGACCAAUUGUUACAAGAAGGAAAUUGAAGUUAACGCUUCAAGUAACAAACACUUUUCUAGAAGUAUCUCUUAUUAA
This is a messenger RNA of Pelobates cultripes (western spadefoot toad), 447 nucleotides long. The record is from the annotation of a GenBank genome assembly. Lineage: Eukaryota; Metazoa; Chordata; Amphibia; Anura; Pelobatidae.